AUGAAUGUCAUCCUAGAGGUGGAAUUAUUUGAUGUGUGGAGAAUCAAUUUUGUGGGGUUAUUUCCAUCGUCUAAUGGCCACAACUACAUUUUGUUAGUUGUUGAUUAUGUAUCCAAAUGGGUGAAGGCGAUUUCCUGUGCCUCAAAUGAUGCGUUCACGGUCUCAAAAUUCUUGCAGAAAAAUAUCUUCACACGCUUUGGCACUCUACAUGCCACUAUAAGCGAUGAAGGCACACAUUUCAUCAAUCGCAUCGUCAGCAAGAUUCUCAUCAAAUACAACGUUCACCAUAAAAUAGCCACAGUAUACCACCCCCAAACAAAUGGUCGAGCAGAGGUAUCAAAUAGGGAAAUCAAGACAGUGUUGGAGAAAGUUGUUAACCUGACGCGUAAAGAUUGGGCUCAAAGACAAGACGAAGCAUUAUGGGCAUACCACACUACAUACAAAACUCCCAUAGGAAUGUCCCCUUAUGCUCUAGUCUUCAGGAAAGCCUGCCACUUGCCACUAGAACUUGAACACAAAGCAUUUUGGGCCAUAAAAAAUCUUAACUUUGAUUUGAAGAGUGCGGGAGAUGCGAGGAAGCUUGAGCUAUUGGAACUAGAUGAAUGGAGGCUGCAAUCAUAUAAGAAUGCCAAAAUUAACAAAGAGCGAACAAAGCGAAAGCUAAAAUCACGUUGUUUAGGACCAUUCAUCAUCAAAGAAGUCUAUUUGCAUAGAGUGGAAGAAUUGAUUAGUGAAGAUGAGACCAACACAUUCAAAGUAAAUGGGCAAAGGAUCAAACCUUACUAUGGAGGGGAUUUUCACCAUGAAAAAAUCUCCAUAGACUUGGGGAAGCCCAAAUGA
Molecule: messenger RNA, 840 nt
Organism: Benincasa hispida (wax gourd)
Lineage: Eukaryota; Viridiplantae; Streptophyta; Magnoliopsida; Cucurbitales; Cucurbitaceae
Source: RefSeq, a predicted model, not a curated record